Molecule: messenger RNA, 6180 nt
Organism: Nerophis lumbriciformis (worm pipefish)
Lineage: Eukaryota; Metazoa; Chordata; Actinopteri; Syngnathiformes; Syngnathidae
Source: RefSeq, a predicted model, not a curated record
CAUCCUCGCUGUCCUCCUGCGUGGAUUCCGCCUGAAGAUUCGCCCUCAUUUCCCCUCCUUUUUCCCGCCAGACGAGACGAGGAACGACAUAUUUCUCGUCCGUGGACUGCGCGAGUGCACCGGAUGUGCGUGUGCGAGGACCUGGACGUGGGCUUCAAGUGAGAUGUGAGUCCCUGGCUCGGCUUUCACUUUGACCCAGCAAAGUGCGCUGCCACAGGCCGGCGUGCUGACAGGAAACAGGAAGUACCUCCCCCACUACUUCCGGGUCACCUGAGCGUCAUGUGGACCAGAUGCCUCCUCUUCCUCGCCACCUUCUUCACUCCCAUCUCCAUCGCCUCCAGCCGUGCACCCAUCCCCAUGGCGGUGGUGCGUAGGGAGCUGUCGUGCGAGUCUUACCCCAUCGAGCUGCGCUGCCCGGGCACUGAUGUCAUCAUGAUUGAGAGCGCCAACUACGGGCGCACGGACGACAAGAUCUGUGACUCUGACCCCGCCCAGAUGGAGAACACUCGCUGCUACCUGCCUGACGCCUACAAGAUCAUGUCGCUCAGAUGCAACAACCGGACUCAGUGUGCCGUGGUCGCUGGCCCGGAUGUUUUCCCGGAUCCUUGCCCCGGAACCUACAAGUACCUGGAGGUCCAGUAUGAAUGUGUUCCUUACAAGGUGGAACAAAAAGUCUUCCUGUGUCCCGGGAUUCUACGAGGAGUCUACCAAAGUGAGCACCUCUUCGAGUCCGACCACCAGUCUGGAGCCUGGUGCAAAGACCCGCUGCAGGCCUCGGACAAGAUUUACUACAUGCCCUGGACCCCGUACCGGACAGACACCCUGACUGAGUACUCGUCUAAGGAGGACUUUAUCGCCGGUCGUCCGACCACCACGUACAAACUGCCGCACCGGGUGGACGGCACCGGUUUUGUGGUCUACGACGGCGCGCUGUUCUUCAACAAAGAGCGCACUCGCAACAUUGUCAAAUUUGACCUGCGCACCCGCAUCAAGAGCGGCGAGGCCAUCAUCGCCAGCGCCAACUAUCACGACACCUCGCCUUACCGCUGGGGGGGGAAGUCGGACAUCGAUUUGGCGGUGGACGAGAACGGACUCUGGGUGAUCUACGCCACGGAGCAGAACAACGGGCGCGUGGUGGUGAGCCAGCUCAACCCGUACACCUUGCGCAUCGAAGGCUCCUGGGACACGACCUACGACAAACGCUCCGCCUCCAACGCCUUCAUGAUCUGCGGGGUCCUGUACGUGGUCAAAACCGUCUACGAAGACGAUGACAACGAAGGGACGGGGAACAAGAUCGACUACAUGUACAACACGGAUAAGAGCAAGGAAAUGAACGUCAACAUCCCCUUCCCUAACUCCUACCAGUACAUCGCUGCAGUGGAUUACAACCCCAGAGACAACCUCCUCUACGUGUGGAAUAAUUACCACGUGGUCAAGUAUUCCCUCGACUUUGGCAAUAAUGACUUCCGCCCACCUAUGGUCCCCCCCAACAGGGGCUCAGGGAGCGCCGUUGGCGGUGGCUCCACCUCUUCUUCCUCCUCCACCACAACUCGCCCUCCCCCCCACUUCACCACCCCCAGGCCUCUCCUCACCACUUCACCGGGUCAGCGUUACCGGACCACCACCACCACCACCGUUCGCCAAGCGGUCCUAAAUCCUGCCGGCGGUCCAGCACCCGACACCAAUCAGAUUCCAGACACCAGCCGCAAAGCCGGCGGACGUUCCCCGCCGGCGCAGGUGCCCCCGGCGGCCCCUCGGCCCCCAGCCAUGCCUCCCCAAGACUUCUGUAGUCCCAGAGUGACGGCUGAUAUUUCCUGGCCCCGGACGCAGCAAGGCCAGCUGGCCAAGCAGCCGUGUCCUGUUGGGACCUUGGGCGUGGCCACCUACCUGUGCACGCCACACCUGGGCUCCUGGCAUCCUCAGGGCCCCGACCUCAGCAACUGCACGUCGCCUUGGGUCAACCACAUCAUGCAGAAGCUGCGCUCGGGGGAGACGGCGGCCAUCGUGGCGAGGGAGCUGGCGGAGCAGACCAAAGGGCUCCUGCGGCCUGGCGACGUGCCCUCCACGGUGCGGGCCAUGGCCCAGCUGGUAGAGCUGCUGGACGUGCAGCUCAGGAACCUCACACCGGGGGGCAAGGACAGCGCCGCCCGCAGUCUCACCAAGCUUCAGAAGAGAGAGAGGUCCUGCAGGUUCUUCACACAGGCCAUGGUGGAGACGGUGAACAAUCUUCUGCAGCCACGAGCCCAGAGUGCGUGGAGAGAGUUGUCCAUCAAGGAGCAGCUGCACUGGGCCACCCUGCUGCUGGACACUGUGGAGACUGGAGCCUUCAUGCUGGCAGACAACCUGCUGAAGACCGACACUGUGCAGGAGACUGCAGACAACAUCCAGCUGGAAGUGGCCAGGCUGAGUACGGACGGCAGCCUGAGCGACUUGACCUUCCCUCAGUCCGAGCGCCACGGAAACUCCAUCCAGCUGUCAGCCAGCACCCUCAAACAACACGGCAGAAACGGUGAGAUCAGGAUGGCCUUCGUCCUCUACAGGAACUUGGGUUCCUACCUGUCCACGGAGAACGCCAGCGUCCGACUGAGCAGCGACGCUGUCUACCCCAACUACUCGGUCAUCGUCAACUCGCCCGUCAUCACGGCCUCCAUCAACAAGGAGAGCAACAAGGUGUACCUGUCGGAGCCUGUCAUCUUCACCGUUAAACACCUGCAGCAUUCGGAGGAGAACUUCAACCCCAACUGUUCCUUCUGGAGCUACUCCAAGCGCACCAUGACGGGCUUGUGGUCCACGCAGGACUGCCGCCUGCUGGCCACCAACCGCAGCCACACCAGCUGCUCCUGCACACACCUCACCAGCUUCGCCGUGCUCAUGGCCCACGUGGAGGUGAAGAAAGCAGACAGCAUCCACGACCUGCUCCUGGACGUGAUCACCUGGGUGGGCAUCCUGCUGUCCCUGGUCUGCCUGCUCAUCUGCAUCUUCACCUUCUGCUUCUUCCGCGGGCUGCAGAGCGACCGCAACACCAUCCACAAGAACUUGUGCAUCAGCCUCUUCAUCGCAGAGUCGCUCUUCCUGGUGGGCAUCAACCGAGCGGACCAGCCGAUCGCCUGUGCCGUCUUUGCUGCCCUGCUGCACUUCUUCUUCCUGGCGGCCUUCACCUGGAUGUUCCUGGAAGGUGUGCAGCUCUACAUCAUGCUGGUGGAGGUCUUUGAGAGCCAACACUCCAGGACCAAAUACUUCUACCUGGCCGGCUAUGGUGUGCCCGCCCUCAUCGUGGCCGUGUCUGCCGCCGUGGACUACAGGAGCUACGGCACCGACCGAGUGUGUUGGCUGAGACUGGAUACUUACUUUAUCUGGAGCUUUAUAGGUCCUGCUACACUCAUCAUCAUGCUCAAUGUGAUCUUCCUUGGCAUUGCGCUGUAUAAGAUGUUCCACCACACCGCCAUCCUCAAACCGGACUCUGGAUGUCUGGACAACAUCAAGUCUUGGGUGAUCGGGGCCAUAGCCCUGCUGUGUCUGCUGGGUCUGACCUGGGCCUUUGGACUGAUGUACAUCAACGAGAGCACGGUGAUCAUGGCCUACCUCUUCACCAUCUUCAACUCCCUGCAGGGCAUGUUCAUCUUCAUCUUCCACUGCAUCCUGCAGAAGAAGGUGCGCAAGGAGUACGGCAAGUGUCUGCGGACUCACUGCUGCAGCGGCAAGAGCGUGGAGACCUCCAUCUCCUCCUCCAAGACCACCACCUCCCGCACACCUGGCCGCUACUCCACAGGCUCACAGGUGAGCUUACCUGCCUGCACACCUGGACGCUACAGCACAGCAGACUCUCAGAGUCGCAUCAGGCGCAUGUGGAACGACACGGUGAGGAAGCAAGAGUCGUCCUUCAUCACCGGAGACAUCAACAGCUCCGCCACCCUCAACCGAGGGACGGUGGCUAACCAUCUUCUAACUAAUGCUCUCCUUCGUCCCCACGCUACUCACCACCCCUACAACACCCUGCUUGGUGACUCUGCAGUCUACAACAACCCUGCAGCCGCCGCCAUGUACAACACCCAAGCGUCUUACAGAGACACAAAGGGCAUACUGAACAACGCAAGAGACUCCAGCGGUAUGGACACGCUGCCGCUGAAUGGUAACCACGGCAACAACUACAGCAUGGCCAGCGGAGAAUACCUGAGUGACUGUGUACAAAUUGUAGAGAGAAGUGGCUACAGCAGCCAUAGCAAACACAAAGAGAGCACUUUGGAGAAGAAGAUCUUGAAGGAGCUGACCUCUAAUUAUAUCCCGUCUUACCUCAACAACCACCAGAGGAGCAGCGAGCGCACGCACAACCUGGUCAACAAGAUGGUCAACAGCAGCCUGGCCAACGGAGGGAGCCUGGCAGGAGGCAGCAGCAGCUCCAGCAGCAGCGGGGUCGGAGGUUGUGUGGGCAACGGGAGUGAGGACGUCGGCCCUAUGGUGCUGGACAACCCUGCUGCCUUCCCCCACGAGGAGAACCUCGGUCUGGAGAUCAUUCGAGAGGAAUCCAACGCGCCCCUCCUCCCGCCGCGGCCCCCUCCCCCGGAUAGCCAGCCGCCGCCUCCCCCGCACAGCUACUCCAGGCCCCGCCGCAUCCCGCAGGAAACCAGCGAGAGCUUCUUCCCUCUGCUGACCAACGAGCACACUGACGAGCAGACGCACUCGCCCAGCCACAGAGACUCGCUGUACACCAGCAUGCCGGUCCUCACCGACCUCCCGGACGCCCAGAUGAACGGUCUGACGGAUGGCGAGGAGGACAGCUCCGGAGAACUGCAGCCCUGUAAGAGCGCCACCGCUCCGGAGUUGGACGACGUCUACUACAAGAGCAUGCCCAACCUGGGCUCCAGGAACCACCUUCACGACCUGCAGAGCUACUACCACAUGGGCCGCGGAGGCAGCGACGGCUACAUGGUGUCCGGCAGCAAGGAGGAGUCCGAUUCUUCGCCUGAGGAGUCCCCUGUAGACCCUUCCCACCUUGUCACCAGUCUAUAGAGUCCACCAAGAGACUCCUAUCCCUCCCUGAGCUCACAACCUUCCACUGUUGUUGACUGACAGGCCCAGCGGAUCCGCCCCUGGACUCCAACGUGGUUCAGAACAAUAUGGGGGCUGAAUGUAUUGUCACCAGAGGGCGGCGCCGUAGGCACUUUGUGAAUAGCAAACCUUGAGUAAAACCUUGGACCUAGAAGGGAGGGAUCUGUAAUUUUGGACCUGAAAGUUCGAACCCCCACACCCCUGAUUACUAAGGUCUGUGUUUCUGUUUGUCAGUCUGGCUCAAAAAGACGUGUUCCAAGGCCAACAUAGUCUGGCCUCAGGCCAAAGGCCACGCCCCUUGGUCGAGGGGAAGAUGUACGAUAAAAAGCCCUCAGAAAGCAAACUGCAACCUUUUCUGACCUUCUUCAACUCUGCUCUGCGGGAGUGGAGUCCAGGCCCGUGUGGUCCAUCCUUGCAACUGCGCUCAGAACAAAGACGGGAGCUCCUGUGGACCAGGGAGCACCGGCCAGUUUCUUCUCAUUCUUCUGUAAAAGUUCAGUUACCCAAGUAAAAAAAAAAAGGAACUCAUUUCUAUGUAUUGUAUAGAAUACAGUCCCCAUGUUGCACACGGUCUCAGUCGUCUGUGGAACUGUUGCCAAGUGUCCGGUCCCGUGAAGGACCCGUCUUUCUGCGCACUCUGACUAAUAUGCAUUUACUCCUCGCACACUUCACUUCCUGCAGAUUGUCACUUAUAUAUUUUACACCGCUAGAUGAACGGGGGAAGGAAGGUGGUUGCCAUGGAAACACUUGUUCUGGAAGUUUUGGGUUUUAGGCACAAGGGGAAGUCAUAUUGUUUAUAUACUGUUUUACAUCUCAUUGUGCUAAAGAAGAAGAGCACUGGGAAGACAUAGAAAUGAGGAUUAUUUUUGUCAGGUUUGAGGAGUUCCCAGCAGUCGCUUCCAAGGAGAGAGAAAUGAUUUAUGAAAGAAAGCAACAAAUAAAGAGAGCUGACUUUUAUGCGGGGGGUAAAUCAAGUGCACAGGGAGCGCUUUCUUUUUAAAUUAUUAUGUUGAUUCUUACGAUAUUGAUGAUUAUUUAUUCUUUUUUGUAUGGGUUAUCAAGUCGAAUGAUCUCAUAACUAAUAUUUGUUGUAACAGUGAAAGUUGUUUGCCAACAAAUAAAUGACUGACAUAG